This is a messenger RNA of Lucilia cuprina (Australian sheep blowfly), 1225 nucleotides long. RefSeq lists its product as uncharacterized. Bases 30 to 515 code for a protein of 161 amino acids. Lineage: Eukaryota; Metazoa; Arthropoda; Insecta; Diptera; Calliphoridae. The transcript is spliced from 3 exons. The record is from RefSeq and is a predicted model, not a curated record.
CAGGUCGUCCCGAGCCUGUUGUGACAUGGAUGAAUGGCACGCAACAAUUGGAAUCCGGCAAUGGUGUUUCAAUGGGACGUCAUGUAACCGUCAAUCGUUUAGAAGUUCCACACAUAAAACGUUCAGCAUUAAACAAUACCUAUCGUUGCCAGGCUUCGAAUACGAAAUUAGUACCACCAGUGGAGCGCAGUAUUCGAAUUGAUAUGUUGCUUAAACCGACAUCUGUUAAUCUGACAAACAAGCAAAAAGUUUUCUCAACGGGCACUCAGUACAACUUGACAUGCAUAGUGGAAGGUUCUGUGCCGGAUACAGAAAUAAAGUGGACACAAAAUAAUCGUCCAUUUAAGAGAGGAACGUUAUCUACUUCCCAAAUAAAUGGUAAAGUUCUAUCUACUCUCACCUUUAAUCCACAACCAGAAGAUGAUGGCACCCUACUCAAGUGUGAGGGCUCAAAUCCACGCUUACAAAAUUCAGCUUUAGAAGACUCCUUAAUGCUCAAUGUCAUGUGUAAGUAAAAUUUACAAAAUAACUAGAAGUAUUUAUUUAUUUAACAAAACAUACAAAUAAUAUAUAAAUAAUUUCAAAAAAUAAAUUCCACCAAGUAAAACUUUUGUCAUAAAUCUUUAAACUAAAUGUACCCUCAUACAUGUUAACAUUGUCGAUGUUAUUUUUUCUGUGCUACAUAUACUGAAUAUACAUAUGUAUGUAUAAGUAUCUUUUUUUCAACAAACACAUUAAACGCUGCUGCUGCUGUAUAUUUGCAAAUGAUGAUAAAGUUGUCAUCGCUAGCUACAUAAUCAUAAAUUUAUUGUUAUAAAGACUUUAAACAUAAAUAUUCAAACAACACCAUCAACAUGAACCCCCAAUCCCACCCCCAACAAAGUAAAACAAUAAACACCUACUAUACGAACCGAAGUAACAAUUUCAACACCAAUUUUCCAGCAUGAUAAUGAUAAGGAAAAAUCUAGAUAAAAUAUGAAACAUUUCAAUUGUAUUGUUUUUUGUUUUGCAAUUUUGUUUUAUUUGUUUGUUUGCUUUCUGAUAUGAUUUAAUAUAAUAAAUUUUAAUUUUAAGCAUGAAAAGAAAGUUAGGGGCUAUAAUAUAUGUAUAUGUAUUUUUAUGUUUGGAUAUGUAUAUGAUUUUAACAUUGUUGCAGAUAAAUACUGUGUUAGUAGAAUCUGGAAUUGCUUAAGGCAGUAGGAUACAGUAGUGAAGAUGAAAAUAC